Messenger RNA from Scophthalmus maximus (turbot), 3669 nucleotides. It is a transcript of the gene wnt3a, whose product is annotated as wingless-type MMTV integration site family, member 3A. The transcript is spliced from 5 exons. The record is from RefSeq and is a predicted model, not a curated record. Gene Ontology annotation, cellular component: extracellular region. Lineage: Eukaryota; Metazoa; Chordata; Actinopteri; Pleuronectiformes; Scophthalmidae. Gene Ontology annotation, biological process: canonical Wnt signaling pathway; multicellular organism development; neuron differentiation. The coding region runs from base 246 to 1325 and encodes 359 amino acids. Gene Ontology annotation, molecular function: frizzled binding; cytokine activity.
GCCAUGUGAACGCAGCGCUGCGGCCGAUUUGAAGGGACAUUUCGAUUGGAACAAGUGUGUGAUCUCGUCAUGCGGGCCGCUUGACCGUCGGUGCCGCGACGGAACACCAGUGCGCGGGGGAAUAUUCGAGGAAGCGAAGCGUUUACCUCUUUAGCCAACGCUCAGAAAAUGGCAGGAUACCUUUAAUUUAUGUCGAAGACCCCCCGUGCGCGCCCGCCAGCGCGCAUGUUGGCAUUCUGCUGGAGAUGUUUGGCGAAACUUUGAGGAUGAUACACCUUGGAUGUUUCCUGUUGCUCUGUGGGCUCCCGCGUGUCACGGCAAGUUAUCCCAUCUGGUGGUCGCUAGCAGUGGGCCACCAGUAUUCAUCACUGGGUACCCAACCUAUUCUCUGUGGCAGCAUCCCAGGUCUGGUGCCCAAACAGCUGCGUUUCUGCCGGAACUACGUGGAAAUAAUGCCCAGUGUGGCUGAAGGGGUAAAGAUCGGCAUCCAGGAGUGUCAGCACCAGUUCAGAGGCCGACGCUGGAACUGCACCACAGUCAAUGACAAUCUGGCCAUCUUUGGGCCAGUGUUAGAUAAAGCUACUCGAGAGUCCGCAUUUGUACAUGCCAUCGCCUCAGCGGGAGUGGCAUUUGCAGUGACGCGGGCCUGCGCUGACGGUUCAGCCACAAUCUGCGGGUGUGACACGCGCCACAAGGGCCCCCCUGGUGAGGGAUGGAAGUGGGGUGGCUGUAGCGAGGAUGUGGAGUUUGGGAGCAUGGUAUCCCGAGAGUUUGCUGAUGCGAGGGAGAAUCGCCCCGAUGCCCGUUCAGCCAUGAACCGCCAAAACAACGAGGCAGGAAGAAUGUCCCUCAAUGACAACAUGUUCCUGAAAUGUAAGUGCCAUGGACUUUCGGGUAGCUGUGAGGUCAAGACGUGCUGGUGGUCGCAGCCUGACUUCCGAGUUAUUGGUGACUACAUGAAGGAUAAGUAUGACAGCGCAUCUGAGAUGGUAGUGGAGAAACAUAAGGAGUCCCGAGGAUGGGUGGAGACCCUGAGACCCAAGUACAACUACUUCAAACCCCCCACAGAGCGUGACCUGGUUUAUUAUGAAAGCUCACCCAAUUUCUGUGACCCUAAUCCUGAGACCGGCUCCUUUGGCACUCGUGACCGCAUCUGCAACCUGACGUCCCAUGGCAUAGACGGCUGCGACCUUCUGUGCUGCGGAAGAGGUCACAACACCCGGACUGAGAAGCGAAAGGAGAAGUGCCACUGUAUUUUUCACUGGUGCUGCUACGUCAGCUGUCAGGAGUGCGUGAGAGUGUAUGACGUGCACACCUGCAAAUAGGGAUGUCUGGUUCUCUUAUUUUCUUACCAAAAUGCAAAGUCUACAAUAGGCGGAAGAACAACUACACUAACUUUUCUACAAGACACGGGAGACUGUAAACUUGUCUGGCCUAUCCAUGGACUCCAGCAGCAGACAGAGCAGCCUUGUGUGUUGUGCUGUGAUGCUUAGAAGAGCCAACCUCUGUCUGAAAUCAACUGGAAUAGUUGAGUAGAUGCAGAUAUCACAAAGCAUCACCCAUAUGAACUGUGACAGUGGUGAUGAUGACAAAAAUGUUGAUAUAUAUAGCAAUAACGAAAAGGUUUUCGUGUACUGAUGUAGGAAAGGAGAACUGUCGGCUAAUUGACAACCACCAUAUUGGUGGAUUUUUUUUCUUCUGUGUUCCAAGUAGUUACUUUUGUUGAGAAUAGUACAGCACUGCCAAUGCUUUCAAGUCUAUGGGGCAAACAAUGAAAACGUCACAUGUUUAAUAAUCACUUGUUGUUGCCACAAAAGCUGACGUUUAUGAGCAAUUAAAUGAUCCGACACGCAACAGCAUGCAUUUUCUUCCUUAACACUAAUAGUUUGUACGUGUAUAUCUGAAAACUAACAUUAUCAUCUUGUGCGUGAGUAUUUGUUUGAAAGUCUUAAUAUGUUACUGAUGUCUGGGUAAGAAUGCACUUGCACCUGCGUGAAUGUAGUUAUGCUGUAAUGUGUUUACAUGCUCACAAACUCUUAAGCUAACAAGUUAAUAUCUGCUUUAAAUUACAAAUUUGUAUCCGAGGGUGGACACGAGCCACAUCCACUGAACAUUGGCAGAGCAAGAAUCGACACAGUCUGCACAUUUCAUGAAACACCUGAAAACACUGGAAGCUUUUUUCUUUUCUUCUUAAGAGUAACAAUGCUUUGAAUGACCAAAGACAAGAAAAUAAAUGUUAGUCUGCUGUGGUCAGAGAGCUGCAAACGGAUCUAAAAGGUCAGCACUUGUGUCCUGUUGAGAAAUAUGAAGCAUGUUCUCCUUGUUUUUAUCAGUAUUAGCAUUGUCCCGUGUGACUGGGUGUGGGGGAAAACUGUUAUUUAUAAAAAGGGAUGUUUCCACAUUUUGUUACAUUCAUACUAAUAUAAUAUUUGCUUAUUUUGGUAUUUCACCAGAUAGAAGUAAAAUCAGUGCUCCCAGAGGAAAACUACAACAAUCCAAUAAACCCUAAACUAAGCUGUGUCAUUAUAGCUCAGUUUUAUACAGAAUAAUUUGCGGUUGCUGUAAAGCGAUGACCAAAACCUGUGCAUGUGAUAAUUCUCAGCUGUGGCUUAUUGUUCCCCAAACUAAUCAAAAAGCAGCAUCACUGAAACUAUCAAUACUUCCCUUGUUUUAAUGCUGCUAAGUAAAUAUAAUUUGUGUAUAUGUGUAUGUUUAGGUUCUUACAUACAGUUUGUCUUUGUCUGUGUGCAUUAUUUGUAUAUUCUUGCAUGUAUUGAUUCUUUCUGUGAAAGAAAAACAUUAUAUAUAUAGUUUGGAAAAAAAUGUGAAUUUUUGACUAAUUUUUUUUUUUACAUACAGUAAUUCCCAUUUAAUAGACCAAAAUAGAGUUUAUGUUAUUUUAGUUGUCUAUGGAUUUUGUAGUAGUGCCAAACAUCAGGACAAAAAUGAUUCAUCUUUCUCUAGAUAAGACGAAAUACAACACAACACAGUAUUUAUUUAUUUGGAAAGUGGAAAAACGACUGAAAGCUGAGACAAAAAAGUAACAUAAUGUUUAUGAAAAAGUGCGUGCACCUUUUCACUGAUAGCCUCGACUGCGGGGAGAUGUGUAAAGUCAAUGAUGAAUUAAUGUUCAUCGCCAUUGUAUUGCUAUGUCUCAGGCAUGUCUAGUUUUCAGGCUCUAAAAUUGCCCACCCAUGAUUACUUUACAUCUUGACUGAAAAUAUUAAUGAACAGCCAUAACCUGUUUCACGUGUAAGUCAUUUUUAAUAAACUACACAGCAACCAUUAUCAGUACAAGAUCUGAUAUCUUGCAUUCAUUACUGUACCCUUUUAUUGUGAUUGAUUGCCUGUGUGGACAAUUUGCUGAUGUUCUUAAGUUUUUUAAAUCCAAAGUUUUGUAUAAACUAGUUUUGUGUGUGUACGCGCGUGCGUGUGUGUGUGCGUGUGUGUGUUCUCAUGGGUUUCCUAAAUUCAAUGUUUUUUAUAAUUAUUUAUUUCAUGCUAUGUACAUAUUAGUAAGUAAGAAUAUAUAUUUGCAGAAAAUCUUUUUUUUAAAAACAGUGUUCUGUCUUGUAACACUGUAGACUCUUUACCUCAUAUCUGUUUUUUCACUGACUCCACACAGGUAUCGUUUGUCCUACUGCCUGUAUUAGAUUUCUAAAGUUAACU